This is a messenger RNA of Oncorhynchus gorbuscha (pink salmon), 389 nucleotides long. Its product is annotated as 40S ribosomal protein S28. Gene Ontology annotation, cellular component: cytosolic small ribosomal subunit; ribosome. Gene Ontology annotation, molecular function: structural constituent of ribosome. The coding region runs from base 59 to 268 and encodes 69 amino acids. The record is from RefSeq and is a predicted model, not a curated record. NCBI's taxonomy places the organism in Eukaryota, Metazoa, Chordata, Actinopteri, Salmoniformes, Salmonidae. Gene Ontology annotation, biological process: maturation of SSU-rRNA; translation; ribosomal small subunit assembly. The transcript has 4 exons.
AGUUUGAAUAUAUACAGUACUCUCACCACGUGACUUCCUUUCCAGUCAACCUGACAAUAUGGAUGCCAGCCGCGUGCAGCCGAUCAAGCUUGCAAGAGUCACCAAGGUGCUCGGGAGAACUGGUUCCCAGGGACAGUGUACUCAGGUCCGUGUGGAGUUCAUGGAUGACAGCAACCGGUCGAUCAUCAGGAAUGUGAAGGGGCCAGUCAGAGAGGGUGAUGUGCUGACACUUCUGGAGUCUGAAAGGGAAGCCAGAAGGCUGCGUUAAAGUGCCCGGCGAAGUUGUGAGAUGCCAAACCAACGCCUGGGGUGCAGACACCCAAUCAGUGUGGCCCCACAUCUCACUUGUGCAGUUUAAGAAAAAAUAAAAAUGUGUUGUUCAAGGUGAA